Molecule: messenger RNA, 1875 nt
Organism: Microthlaspi erraticum
Lineage: Eukaryota; Viridiplantae; Streptophyta; Magnoliopsida; Brassicales; Brassicaceae
Source: the annotation of a GenBank genome assembly
AUGAAAUGCUUAUCGUACCAAAAAGUUCGUCUCCUUCUCCGACAAUGCGCGCACCGCUCGUAUCUCCGUCCCGGAAAGGAAUUACACGCCGUUCUAACCAUUUCGGGGUUGACGAAAGCUCCGAGGUCGUACCUGAGCAACUCGCUCUUUCAGUUUUAUGCGGCCUCCGGUGAUGUAGCGACUGCCCAGAAACUGUUCGACGAAAUUCCUCUGUCAGAGAAAGACAACGUGGAUUGGACCGCUUUGUUAUCAUCCUUCUCGCGGUGUGGAUUUCUGGUUAAUUCGAUGAAGCUCUUCGCGGAAAUGAGAAGGAAAAGAGUGGAGAUUGAUGAUGUUUCUCUAGUCUGCUUGUUUGGCGUGUGUGCCAAGCUAGAAGAUAUAGGGUUCGGUGUGCAAGGACAUGGGGUUGCUGUAAAGAUGGGACUUUUGACUAGUUUAAAGCCUUGUAAUGCGUUGAUGGAUAUGUAUGGGAAAUGUGGGUUGGUGGGCGAAGUCAAACGAAUAUUUGAGGCGUUAGAGGAGAAGAGCGUUGUUUCAUGGACUGUGGUUUUGGACACGGUUGUGAAAUGGGAAGGGUUAGAGAGAGGAAGAGAGGUUUUCAAUGAAAUGCCCGAGAGAAAUGCUGUUGCUUGGACGGUUAUGGUUGCUGGGUAUUUGGGAGCUGGGUUUACGGGUGAAGCAUUGGAGCUUCUAGCUGAGAUGGUGUUUGAAUGUGGGUAUGAUUUGAACUUCGUCACUCUCUGCUCGAUGCUAUCCGCUUGUGCGCAAUCGGGAAACCUGGUAAUGGGAAGAUGGGUUCAUGUGUAUGCGUUGAAGAAGGGAAUGAUAAUGGAGGAGGAGGAAGAGAGUUAUGAUCCUGUCAUGGUGGGAACGACAUUGGUUGAUAUGUAUGCGAAAUGCGGAAACAUAGAUUCUUCCAUGAAAGUCUUCAGAUUGAUGCGUAAGAGGAAUGUGGUAACGUGGAACGCCAUGUUUAGCGGAUUAGCAAUGCACGGGAAAGGUAGGAUGGUGAUUGACAUGUUCUCGGAGAUGGUAAGAGAGGUGAAGCCUGAUGACUUAACCUUCACUGCCGUCUUAAGCGCGUGUAGCCACUCAGGGAUGGUAGAAGAAGGGUGGCGAUGUUUCCACAGCCUCCGGUUGUAUGGUUUGGAACCUGAGGUUGACCAUUACGCAUGUAUGGUAGAUCUUUUGGGACGAGCUGGUCGUAUUGAAGAAGCAGAGAUGUUGAUGAGGGAAAUGCCAGUGGCUCCAAAUGAAGUUGUCCUUGGUUCGCUUCUAGGCUCGUGUAGCGUCCAUGGAAAGCUGGAGGUAGCGGAACGGAUUAAGAGAGAGCUUGUUCAGAUGAGUCCAGGAAACACCGAGUACAAUAUACUUCUCUCCAACAUGUAUGCGGCAGAAGGAAGGAGUGACGAUGUAGAUGGGUUAAGAGGAAGUAUGAGAAACAGAGGUAUCAGGAAGAUUCCUGGUUUGAGUUCCAUUCACUUGAACGGCUCAUUUCAUCGAUUUAGUUCAGGAGAUAGAUCGCAUCCGAGAGCGAAAGAGAUAUACUUGAAGUUGAAUGAAGUGAUUGACCAGAUUAGAUCAGCUGGUUAUGUCACUGAUGUCUCUGGUUUGGUUUCUUCCUUGGAGGGUGACUUGGAAGAUAAAGAGCAAGCUUUGUGCAGUCACAGUGAGAAACUGGCCGUUUGUUUCGGGCUUAUGGAAACAAAACCGAGGACACCGAUUCAUAUCUUCAAGAAUCUGAGGAUAUGUCGGGAUUGUCAUUCGGCUAUGAAGAUCGUUUCAAAGGUCUAUGACCGAGAAAUCAUCAUCAGAGAUAGAAAUAGAUUUCAUCAGUUCAAAGGAGGCUCUUGUUCUUGUUCCGAUUACUGGUGA